This is a messenger RNA of Durotheca rogersii, 1072 nucleotides long. RefSeq names its product peptidyl-tRNA hydrolase. The record is from RefSeq and is a predicted model, not a curated record. Gene Ontology annotation, molecular function: peptidyl-tRNA hydrolase activity. Bases 259 to 852 code for a protein of 197 amino acids. The transcript has a single exon. NCBI's taxonomy places the organism in Eukaryota, Fungi, Ascomycota, Sordariomycetes, Xylariales, Xylariaceae.
UAACUGCCCUUUUUUAGGCGGUUUUUUAUUUUAUUUUUUUUAAUACUCAAUCCUCACUUUUAUCGCCCGCGGUGAUCUUCUUUUCCGGGGAGGGAAUAACUGGCUGUAGUCGAGCGGCAGCAAGAUCAAUCUUUCGUCUCCUCCCUGCAUUGCCCGCCCUUCAUAUUCGGCCCCCUUUCAUGUUCGCCCCCCCUGCUCCUCCUUUUUCUUCUUCUCCCCGCGACAUCGCCAGCCGAAGAAUGCGAGUAGCCGCCUAGCAUGUCCUAUCUCAUCCUACUUCUCAGUCUAGGCAAUCCGGCACCUCUCCGUAACAGUCUCCACUCGGCUGGCCAUCACGCCCUCGAUUCCUUACAGAGGGUCAUCACUCCGCACCAGCCUCCGUUUAGCCUGCAGAUAUAUGGGAGGAAAGCGUGCCAGGUCUCCGUAGGGGUUAAAUAUAUCUUGGCGCAGAGCCCCAUGCUGAUGAACGUCUCUGGUCCCUGGGUUAAUCGGACGAGGAUGGACGUGAUGGCCAAGCUCCGCCUGAAGGCCGAUGAGCUCGCUGUGGUAGUGGUGCACGACGACCUCGAGGAAGAAUUGGGUCACGUCAGGAUGCGCGACUGGGACGCAAGCGCUCGAGGCCACAACGGCGUGAAAAGCGUUCUCGGGACUAUAAGACCUGAGGACUCCCCCCAGCACGGAGCGCGGAUAUCCAUCGGAAUCGGCCGACCCGAAGAGAGGGACAAGAACUCGGUCGCGCACUACGUGCUAAAAGACAUGACCCAAGGCCAGAGAACCGCGCUCGAAAACACCGGGUCCAAGGUGCUGGACUGCUUGCUCAGUCUGGAGGAGAAAUGGGAAAGGGGAGCAUGAGAGAAGAGUUGGCGACAGCACGAUAAUUGUCACCUCUCAAAACCAAGAGUCCUCGCUACGGACGGUGUAUGAUUACCUACCUAUAUCCAGAAUACGAUUGCCUACCUACCUCUUGCAAUCGAAGUGUGGAUCUGCACCGUCAUCUGCCACGUUAGUAUGCAGGCAUAGGAACCUGCCGAUAGGCAGUGCGUGAUUGUGUCGCGAGUUGUGAAGCCAGAAC